AUGCCCAAGGCUAGUUCUGGUGUUGUGACUGGGCUGUCUUCGCCACCACAGCCCGAGGAACGAUAUCACAUCUUGUCCAAUAAGCAAAAGUGGAAUCUCGUCAUCCUCGUCUCCUUCGCGGGCUCCUUCUCGCCAUUGUCUUCGAAUAUAUACUUUCCCGCGGUCGACACUAUAUCUAGGGAUCUAGGAGUGAAUAGGUCCCUGAUUGCCCUUACCAUCACGGUAUAUAUGGUUGUUCAGGGAAUUGCUCCCUCUCUCCUAGGUGCCUUCUCGGACGCUUACGGCCGCCGCCUCACAUUCACAAUAACUCUUACUAUUUAUGCUGUCGCUAACCUCGCCCUGGCGUUCACUACCAACUAUCCAAUGUUGAUGGUACUGCGUGGCCUUCAGGCGGGAGGUUCUGCAGCAACUAUUAGCAUUAGCGCUGGAGUCAUUGCUGAUAUUGCUUGCCCACAAGAACGUGGUCGUUUCAUAGGGACAAAUGCUGGUGUUCGAAUGACUGGUCAAGCAAUUGGUCCAAUCAUUGGAGGCGCAUUGAAUAGUCUAUGGGGCGUUCGAAGCAUAUUUUGGCUGCUUUUCAUCCUAAGCGUGAUUGUCCUUGGCGCACUCCUAAUCUUCCUUCCAGAAACGCAACGCAGCAUAGCAGGGAACGGCACAAUCGUUGUGUCUGGAUUCCAGAAGCCCUUUAUCUAUUCUAUAAGAACGCCAUUGGCCUGGACAAACAACUCUGAAACGAGCACGUUUAGUCCCCUGGCUUACAUUCUUGAAAAUGACAUUGCUGCGCUUUUAGCCUGGGGUGCUGUAGCUUACACAGCAUGGAGCAUGGUCACAUCUUCUACCACAACAAUGCUGCUGCUCAGCGUCCCCUUUCUUACGCAGUCGCAAAUUGGGCCAUGUUUCCUCCCAAAUGGGCUAGGCUGCAUCUUUGGCUCGCUCAGCACAGGCCUGAUCCUGGAUCAGAGCUUCAACCGUGUCCUCACACGAUACAAGACGGAACACGGCAUCGCUCCGGAAGAAAGUGUUGUUCACAGGCGCGACUUCCCAUAUGUGCGGGCCCGCCUACGCCUCAUGCCUGUAUUUAGCAUUAUGCUCAUGACGUCCCUGGCACUUUAUGGACCAAGCUUUGAAUUCAAUGACUUACUGCAGCGGUUUGGACCGAACUUAGUCGCACCGCUCAUCCUCCAAUUUAUGAUUGCCUUCUCGGUGACAGCUAUUUUCAACAUCAACUCGACUAUGCUGAUUGACUGCUUCCCCGAGCGACCUGCAAGCGCGACAGCGCUCAACAACCUGUGCCGAUGUCUACUGGGGGCGGUGGGCGUAAGCGCCAUCCAGCCAUUGAUUGGUGCUGUAAGGGCUAUGAGAGCAUUCUUCAUUGUGAGCGGUGUCGUGUUUUUCUUCACUCCACUAGUUUGGAUUGAAUGGAAAUGGGGGGAGAGAUGGAGACAAGAGAGAGAAAAGAGACGUGCUCAGCGAAAUUAA
This is a messenger RNA of Penicillium cosmopolitanum, 1479 nucleotides long. RefSeq lists its product as uncharacterized. Gene Ontology annotation, cellular component: membrane. Lineage: Eukaryota; Fungi; Ascomycota; Eurotiomycetes; Eurotiales; Aspergillaceae. The record is from RefSeq and is a predicted model, not a curated record. Gene Ontology annotation, molecular function: transmembrane transporter activity. The transcript has 3 exons. Bases 1 to 1479 code for a protein of 492 amino acids. Gene Ontology annotation, biological process: transmembrane transport.